This is a messenger RNA of Mytilus trossulus (common blue mussel), 1389 nucleotides long. RefSeq lists its product as uncharacterized. Lineage: Eukaryota; Metazoa; Mollusca; Bivalvia; Mytilida; Mytilidae. Gene Ontology annotation, molecular function: catalytic activity. The transcript is spliced from 2 exons. Bases 1 to 1389 code for a protein of 462 amino acids. The record is from RefSeq and is a predicted model, not a curated record.
AUGAAAAUUCUCUUUAUAAACGCUCAGUCAUUUAAAACUGCAUUUGGAUUACAUGACAUAGUAGAAAAAUACAAUAUUGAGAUACUAUGUGUAAAUGAAACUUUUGAAAAACCAAACUCGCCAAUACAUUUCAAAGACUGGAAAGUUUAUUCUUCAUCACGAAAAGACAAAACUGGAGGAGGAUCUGCCAUCUUCAUCAAACCAACAUUAAAUUUUGUUACUAUAAGAAAGCCUGAAUAUGAACUUGAUUCAAUAGAAAUGGUGUGUAUAGAGGUAAAAGAUAGAUCAAAUAAAACAUUUAAUAUUUGGGUCCCAUAUGUUCCACCAGAAAAACCUAAAUUAAUGGAGGAACUUUGUAAUGUUGUUAAAAAAGAAAAAUUGAAAAAUCUAAUUUUAUUAGGUGACUUAAACGCAAAAAGUAUGGAAUGGAAUAAUCCUAAGGAAAAUUCACAUGGUAAACUAUUGGAAAACUGUAUGACAACUUCAAAUUUAAUAUGUACAAAUGAUGGACAAUAUACUAGAAGAAAUAGUUCAAGUAGAGGAAAAGGUAUGUACAAGAUUUGUAUAACAGAUUUGAAAAGGAAAUUAUGGAAUGCAUGGAAGAGUCAAUUCCAAAAAUUGAGAAAAAAAAAGUUCUUUGCUCAUAGGCACCCGGUUUGGUGGGAUGACGCCGUAAAAGAUAGUAAAAAAAGCCUUAAUCAAGCACAACGUAAAUUCAAAGUUAAAAGUACUCCAAAUAAUUUUGAAAAUCUUAAACAAGCAGAAAUUAAUUUCAACAAAGUAAAGGAUUUGGCCCAAGAGGAAUGGGGAAACAACCUAGCAGAAAAGCUAUCAAAAGCAUCUAAUGUCAAGGACAAAUGGAGUGUAUUUAGAAAAAUGACAAAGAAGCAAAAUAAUAACAUGGUACUUCCUUUUGUUGACGGAAAUGGAAAUGUAACUUUUAAAGAAGAAGAGAAAUGUCAACAACUAGAAACAACUUUCUUCAAGGGAAAACACUUAAAUCCCAUUUCCUUUGAUGCAGAAUUUUAUACAGAAAUUAUGGACAAAUAUCAUUCAAUCUCAGAGGAUAAAGAACAACAUUUAGAAGAUAACAAUGAUAUUGAUAUUAACUUUGCCAUAGAACAAGAUGAGCGGGCUGGUGCAGUUUACAGACUAAAAAAUGAAACUUGUCCAGGACCUGAUAAUUACUUUUCAUUAUUAUUUAUUAAUGGGGAUGAUAAUCUGUAUAGCACUUUAUUAUAUAUAAUGAACAAAUCAUGGGAUGAAGGUUCCUUACCAAAAUCAUGGAAACAAGCAAAUGUCAAGUUCAUCAAAAAAAUUGGUAAACCAAACUACAAUAAUCCCUCAUCAUAUCGUCCAAUUAGCUUAACAAGCAUAUAUAUAUACUAG